Exophiala spinifera is the source of this 1332-nucleotide messenger RNA. RefSeq lists its product as uncharacterized. The coding region runs from base 1 to 1332 and encodes 443 amino acids. The transcript has a single exon. NCBI's taxonomy places the organism in Eukaryota, Fungi, Ascomycota, Eurotiomycetes, Chaetothyriales, Herpotrichiellaceae. The record is from RefSeq and is a predicted model, not a curated record.
AUGGAACCAGUGCGGCAGUCGGAAAGAAGUAUCUCCGAUCCCGGCACCAAAUUACAACGCAACGAUUCCACACCAAACGAACCGCGAAGAGGUAAACGUAAAGUGCGCAGGACAGCUGGGGCCGUCACGCAGUCAACAUCAUCGUCUGAAGUGGCACAGACGAUUAGCUUGGACCAUUGUAACGCACAAUAUGCGGCGCAAAUCUACGACGAACCUGCCAUGAUCGGGUCGAAUCGUGGCUCCUUCGAAUCCUCCGAACGGCCAACCCCAUUCCCCAAAAUCGAAGAUGAACUGAGCGCCCAAGAGAAAGAACAAAAGGAAGGCUCGAAACCGAAACGUUUACGUGACGGACACAAACGAUCUACGUCGGGCAGCGUCUUGUCUCGAUUUGCCUUUUUGCGGACCAACAGCGACCAACAAGACAAAAGUGACAGCGUCGAUCGUGAUGGCUCCGACACCAUCACCCACGCCCACGGGCGGGGCGCCAUGGCAGAAGCCCAGGCCCAGACGAAGAGGAAGCGCAAAGGUUCCUUGAGAAAAACCGUCCUCGGAAAAGGAAGAGACAGGAAGAACUCUGACAAGAAAAGCCCUCUUUCAAGCACCCCCGAUUCCGCGACCCUGACCAAGACGACGACGCGGUCGCCAGGGGACGCGGAGGCACCAGCGCUUUUGACACCGCGAGCGAGUCAAGAACCGUCAAGUAGUCCCGCAUCGCCCGACUCGCCGCCUUGGUCGUUCCGCACACUCUCGCGCGUGUCCAUCCCGUCGAUACGCAGCAGCAUUGCGUCCAUCGAGCCCGCGUCGUCUGCCACCUCGAUCACCAGCCCGACCAUGCCCACGGACGCGUCGACGGAUGACGAAGAGCUGGUGUUGCCGCCGCGCAUGUCGGCGCUGAGGAAGAUGCCCUCGUCGACCUCGUCGUCGUUUGGCGACUCGUACUUCCCGAUCCAAGACCCUGUGCGUCGCAUGUUUGCUUCCCGCACCCGCUCACCGCUCGCUACCCAGCCGCAGUCGAUCGCCGGGACGCCGCCGGAGGAAGAGGGCUGGGACUAUUCGGAGACGGCAUUCUGGGGCUACGUGAUCCUGGUUGUGACGUGGAUCGUCUUCGUCGUGGGCAUGGGCUCUUGCUUCGAUAUUUGGUCGUGGGCGUGGGACGUGGGAGAAACACCCUACGCGCCGCCCGAACUGGAAGACGACCCUACCUUGCCGAUUGUCGGGUAUUAUCCUGCCCUGCUGGUCUUGACGUGUGUCAUGGCCUGGGUAUGGGUUGUGGUGGCGUGGGUUGGUAUGAAAUAUUUCAGACACGCAGAUUUCAAAGGAGAUGAUGGAUAA